AUGGCAAUCACCGAAUUCGUAUUCCCAUCCCUAAAGCAAGACCCCGAAACAGCUACAGCAUUCACCUCUACCAUCGCACCAUUCCUCAGCAAUCUCAUCGAUACACACUCUACGCCACCGGUACUCAAACGUUUCGGGAAGGUUGUGAGUGAAGAUGGGAGGGAUGUGACGGGGGAGUUUAGGCCGUGUUUGGGGAUUGAGUGGCACCACGCCGCCGACUUCACCACCCUCCUCUCCACCCCCGGCUUCACCACAUUCAAAUCCCUGGUCCAGCCCCACGCCACCGCACCAGCUAACCCACAGUUGUACGAGACCGACCUAGGAGCGACUGACAGUGGAGUGUUUGAGUGUGGGUUGACUGAGGUGUGGCAGGUGAGGGUUGGUGAGGGGGAUGGGGGGGAUCAGAUGAUGGAGGAGGUGAAGAAGGCGUGGAGGGGUUUUGUGGGGGCUGUUGUGAGGGUUGUUGGGGAGGUGGUUUUGGAGGAGAGUGGGAAGACGGGAAAUAGUGUGGAAGGAAUUCAAGGGGUCAGUUUGAAUCAGGGGGAGAGGUUGUGGAUUGGUGUGCUUGGGUGGGAGGGGAGUGAGAAGAGAGAGAAAGUACUCGAGAGCGCAGCUGUGAAGGAAGCGAAGAAAGGACUAGAUGCGUUGGUGUGGAAAACAUUCGUUCUUUCAUUCGCGCAGUAA
Messenger RNA from Cadophora gregata, 684 nucleotides. RefSeq lists its product as uncharacterized. The record is from RefSeq and is a predicted model, not a curated record. Bases 1 to 684 code for a protein of 227 amino acids. The transcript is spliced from 3 exons. NCBI's taxonomy places the organism in Eukaryota, Fungi, Ascomycota, Leotiomycetes, Helotiales, Ploettnerulaceae.